Messenger RNA from Dendronephthya gigantea, 1812 nucleotides. RefSeq lists its product as uncharacterized. The record is from RefSeq and is a predicted model, not a curated record. Lineage: Eukaryota; Metazoa; Cnidaria; Anthozoa; Malacalcyonacea; Nephtheidae. The transcript has 2 exons. The coding region runs from base 1 to 1812 and encodes 603 amino acids.
AUGACGAUUGCGCGGCAAACUGGUUCUAUAAGUAUUGCUGUGGUGGAUGGCAUUCGUGGACUAACCCCAAAAAGCGAGAAUGCAGACUUCUCGACUGUACUGGCAACUAUUGUGACACCGAUGCCCAUUGUGGCGAUUCGCAGCUAUGUUGUCGCUCAAAUUGGUGCGUUUCUAAAGGUUGCUCCGGAUGCACCUCGAACUCGGACUGUAGUUCUGGUUAUGUGUGCUGUCGCAGGAAUGGUGUCUGCGCUUCGAGUUGUUUGGGAGAAUCUUGCAGCAACAAUGAUGACUGCGGUGGAACAUUUGAAUGUUGUCAUGGCGAUAACUGACUGCGGUGGUCCAAGUGAAAUUUGCAGCUCCAACAAAAGAUGUGCAUUUAAGCAGACACCUCCACCACCACCUCCACCACCUCCGCCACCACCUCCGCCGCCACCUACCCCAGCACCUACCCCAACACCUACCCUAACACCUACACCCCUAUCCCCAUCUACAUCCCCACCUACACCCCCAUCUAAACAUCCAACCAACCAACCAACACCCCCAUUAACAGCCACGGAGUCCAAUUCACGGAGCCACACAACCGCUACACAACUAAAUUCCUCACACCUACCAAAGGAGUCUGAACCUCUAAGCUCGUCGAAGUCAACACCAACACCAACAAGCUCCAAUCUGACAACCCUAUUAACCCCCACAGUGUCCAAUCCAACCCAAAGCAAUGGGGAACCAUGUAAUACAAACGCUGAUUGUAGUUAUCCUGCAGAGAUUUGCAACUCUAGAAAAAAGUGCGAAGCGAAGCGGGAAACCUUAUCAACAACCAUUAAAGUUAAGCCCUCAGCCCCACCAACAACCACAGAGUCCUACUCUUCAAUCCCACCAUCACCAACAACAACGAAGCCCAAUCAUUCAAACCAAUUAAAAACCAGCAGUUCUAGUUUCUCGAACCUGCAAACACUCACAAAGUCCUAUUCUUCAACACCACCAGCAAUCAGAUCAAGUCCGCCAACACAAACAGAGUCCAAAUGGGUAUCCUCACAAACACCAUCAGACCCUGAUACAACAUUCCAACCAGUUCCAAGCAGGCAUGAAACCUCUAAUCCACCAAAACGCACAGAGUCGAAUCCUUUACCUCAACAAACCCAAAGCAAUUCAAUCCCAUCAACUCAACCAAUGAACACAAAAUCCGAUCACUCAAAGGCAUCAAAACCCACCAAACCCAAAAGUUCAAUUCAUCCAACAACCAUUAGGUCUAAUCCCCCCUUUUCACAAACAUUAACAAAGUCUUCUCACUCAACUCUACCAGCAUCGAUCACUCACCAGUCCAAUCCCUUAUCCCUAGGAACACCCAAACAGUCUAAUCCCUCAUUCCAGCCAACACCAAGCAAGUGGUAUUCCUAUUCAUCCAAAUCAGCCAUCUCUGAGUUCAGUUUCCCAACCAAAUCAAUCCCCACAAAGCGUGAUCUCACAUUUACGGAAAAAGAAGCAGGCAGGAGGGACGAUGACGAAUCUCAGUCUUUCCCGGUGACUAGUGUGAUCGUUGUCGUUGUUGCAGUACUAACUGUUGUUGGCGUAUCCAUUGCCGUCUUCGCGUAUUAUAAAGGAAGAUUUCGCGGCGCAACACAUGAAAACAACGGCAAAGUGCGAUCAACCCCACAAAACAUCCCAAAUCCAUACACAACAAACGUAAAUCCACAAACUGCCACCGGGCAAUUUGGAACCAACUAUGCACCGCAAAAAGGGACGGGAAAUGGUAUCAAUCAGCAUGAAGACCACCACUACGAGAUUCCUGAUUUCACUCAUUACCCCUGCACUUAA